Messenger RNA from Scaptodrosophila lebanonensis, 1157 nucleotides. RefSeq names its product transmembrane protein 35A. The coding region runs from base 388 to 867 and encodes 159 amino acids. Gene Ontology annotation, biological process: positive regulation of protein localization to cell surface; chaperone-mediated protein complex assembly. Gene Ontology annotation, cellular component: endoplasmic reticulum. Lineage: Eukaryota; Metazoa; Arthropoda; Insecta; Diptera; Drosophilidae. The transcript is spliced from 3 exons. The record is from RefSeq and is a predicted model, not a curated record.
CAAAAGCUAUUUGCCAAACAUUCAAAAUUUUCUUUAAUAUUUGUUUUCGUACUUUUCCGUUGAGUAAGAAAAAGCUACGACGAGUGCUAAAUUUAGCAGCCGGUAUAUUGUAGGGUGUGUUGUAUGAGUCCCAGCGAUAUUCCGCCCCCAGUGACGCGCGCGUGGCUCCUCGUAUUUGAUGCCAUUUCUGAAAAAUACAUAUUUUAAAAAUAAUUGUAUAAAUUACGUGUGUAGGCGAUGUUUAAUGGCAAAAUAUUAAUGAAAAUUAAAAACCAUUAUACGUGUAUUCUCUAAACAAACACAAGGGAAGCUCAAGCAAAAAAAUUCUGUUGAGAAAUUUGUGAUCCAUUCAAACAAAGCCAGUUUCAAGUGGGAAAACAUAAUACAAUGCCCGCAUCCAAUACGAUAGUGCUGAAGAGCCUCUCCAUACUAUUGGGACUCUUCUUUAUAUUUGUGGGCACAUUAAAACUAACGCCUCACAUAAGCAAGGAUCUUUAUAAGGACCUGCGUACAGAAUAUGUCAAGUACGCGAAAGUUUUUCCACUAACGGCGCUUUUUGGACUUAAAAUUCCUUCAAAAUGGUAUCGUCGUACCGUGGGUAUAUUGGAAAUUGUGUGCGGGCUUGCCAUGGCGUUAAUACCAUAUCAUAAAGUCAAGAAUGCGGCGAAUGUGACACUGCUCGUGCUAAUGCUAUUGGGCAUCUACCAACAUUGGAUGGUCAGCGAUCCUUUUGAGCGCUCUGGUCCAGCGUUGGUCUUUACAUUUAUGUUAGGGGGACGUUUGGUUGUGUGGUAUCAGACAAGUCGUAAGGAGGCCGAGCUAGUGGCAACCAGUCCACCGCAAACUAAUGGCGUUAAACUGGAGUAAAUCCGUUGCACAACAACUACGUGUAGUUCGUACUUUCAAUGCAAUAUAUAAUUAAAAUCAUUCAAAUAGUCAAAUGUGAACUGCCUUCUUAGCACAAAACCCCGAAUGCGAGCUCAAUUGGCACAAAUCUAUUAUAUGAAUUAUAUUUUGUUUUAAUUAAACUCGAAAAAACUAAAACUAUAUGAAAAAUCAAUAUCCACGUUUUCACUUUGUGCCAAAUAACGAAAUACAUACAUAUAUAAAUGAUAUACAAAUUUUCAAAGGUGUUCAGGUUAUAAUUUAAAAUAGGG